AUGGCAAGCGGCUCGCCAAUACCUUCGCCUGGCCCAGAAUUCCUCUCACCAUUCUCCUCUUCAGCAAUCGACAUGUCGCCUCGGUACGGAAACAGCUGUGCGCUCACUAUCCUCAAAGGGGACGCUGACCACCCUAUCAGCGCGCAUUCACCCAUCCACAGGAAGCUCGAUCCUUCCUCUAGUCGCUCUUCUCCCUCACAAGCUUCGCGCUUCGCCACUUCCUUCUCCGACAUCCGAUCCUCAUCCAAGGGCGCAUCAUCCGGCUUCGACUCGAGCGUCAAUGUUCACGCCAUCUCGGAUCACGGCAUCCUCCUACCCUUCCUCGAUCGACCAACUGAAGUCAAGGAACUGCUCUUCGACACAAAGGCCAACGAAGCGCUCCUCUACAAGCUCUGCAGUGUCUUUGGCGGCAAUUUGGAUCAGCCUACUCAGCGUGGUAAGGAUGAGCGAUGGGACGAGAUGCUCGAGCUCCUCAUCGAACUCGAUCGUCCUCUGCUCGACGACGAGGAUUGGCUCAUCCGCCUCGAGUUGCUCGUCAUGGAACGCUCACCUUCGCUAUGGGCUCAGCUCGCACGCUGCUUGGGUGCCGAAGGACUCACGCUGCAUCCAGCCAUCCAGCCAGGCUCCUCACGCUUCGACAGUUGGGCUCUGCCCUCACGCUACAUGGACGCCAGCCACGACAAUGACAGCCCACUCUCUCCCCCGUCUGCCGCUUCCAGUGACGACGACGACGGUCAGAACGACGACAGAGUCGUCGAGCGUUCACUUUCCAUUGACCUCGAGCCUCUGCGUGCACUGCCAUCGUCAUACUCGGAGCAAUCGGCGGCCAAGAUGCGAAGGUCGUCCCUUUACGACCCCGUCUCGCCUGCAACUCAACAACCGCCUCUGUCGUCGUCCGAGUCUGCGGGAGCCAUUGUCUCGCCCACUUCCGGUGGGUCUCCUGGCGAUGGCGGUGGGGACACUGCCAUGACCGGCUUGCUCGAAGACAUUAUGGAGGAACCGCAAUCGUCGCCCCAGAUGGAGGUGGGCGUCGGAAGCAGGAGGCGAUCGCAUUCUGGCAAGUUUGCCGGCUUGCGCAUCUCGGCUCUCAGCUCCUCUGGCAACUCGGCGGUACGACGCAGCUCAUGCGCUUCGAGCACCGCUUCGACGUCCCCUUUGCCGACGGGCGUCAUGUCUCCCGCGGGUCUUGCGCCUGAAAGUCCGGGCGCUGCGCCUUCGCGUGAAUCCUCGACUUCCUUCGCCAAGCAUCGAAGGCUCAGCAUGAUCAUGGUUCACAACCGUCCGGAGAGCCAGCACGAGCCCCAUGGCCAUCCGCAUGGCAAGCUCGAUCUCGACAAGGUUCCGUCUCCACGACGUUCCCCUUCUCGACGUCAACGCGGUGUCAGCGAAGCCUCGCAAACAUUCAGUGGUCACCAUGCCCCUCCCGCCCAGCAGCGACGUCGUGCUCAGAGCUUUGCGCGCUCAUUUGCCGAGCUCGCGUCACCGACCAUGCAUCUCGAGAAGCUGCGAGCCGAUCACGCCCAGGGCAAGGACGAACGACUGGCAGCUGAAGGAUUGACAGAGUCCACACGCCGUAUGAGCCUUCAGCAGCCGCUUCAUCCAUCUGUCUCCUCUGCCCCUGUUGGUGCCACGAGCGGUCUCGGGUUGGAUGCUAGCCUCGGCAGCCCUCCAAGCCUCAGCUUGACAUCGGGCAAGACCAGAAAGGCUACUGCUGGUCGCAAGCGCCUCGGCAGAAGCGGCAGUCGCGGAGCUGCCAGCUCGACGGGCUCUUCGUCGCCUCCCAUCCCCGGUCUCUUGCCGGACGGUCGAACUCGCCAUCCAUCGGGCAGCUGCGGCUCGAGAGAUCUUGCCGAGUCGAUCGAAGCCUUUCGCAAUUCGAUGGGCCUCUCAACCUCGCCCUCGCCGAGCGAGCGGGACUUUGCGGACACGGUCGAGGAAAAGUCGACCGAAUCGGCCACUCGUAAGCGCAAAGACAUUGGCGUUGCCGACUUGCCGCAGCCCACCUCCAAGACUGUCGAGACCGCCGAGGCCAAAGUUUCCCGCAAGGGCUCUCCACCCGCCACCCGCGCUUCCUUCGAAGAGCACCAGGCCCAAUUCGAAAAGCCCAAACACAUGCAGGAGCUGGAGAAUCGCGGCCAAGGUAGCAACAAAUCUGGCAGCGGCCUCGCGCUCGGAGGCGGCUUCUCGCUCGCAAAGUCUGGCGCCAACUUUCGCGGACAGGGCCACGACGUGAUGUCGGGUGCGCACGAUGGCUGGCGUUCGAGCUUCAGCCGACGCGAUGGCACUCGCACUCGAGGCUCUGACCACUUUUCACUCCGCUCGCCACCUGCUGUGCAGCGUCGACCGGGAGGCUUUGUCUCGCUGGCACAAGAGUACGAGCGUGCCAGGCGAGACCGACGCUCGAGCGAGGUCGCCUAUUCGAUCAACAGCAAUGCCCUCGAGAGCUCGCCCUCCAGCAGCCUUGCCAGCUUUGACAUUGGUGGCGGUGGUGAUCAUCACCGUCGUCGAAGCUCGGAAGAGUCGUUGCCGCGUCUGGAAUUGCCUGGGACAGCGGGAGGCGAAGCCAAGGGUAAAAGUGGUACUCCGGACUUUGAGAGAGGUGACCCAACGCCGAAGGCUGGGCCCGGAGGUGGCAUGACACCGCGAGCUUCGUUCGGCGGAUCGUCGACGCGACUUCAAGGCUAUCCGUUUCCCAACCUUGCGAACCGCAUGACAGCACCAGCUGCAGCGCAUGAUGCUGGCGCAAAAGAGGUGAGCACACCCGGACGCAGUCGGAACUCGCUCGGCCCUGCUACACCGCUGAGCCCUCUCCAUGCCUGUCAAGACCUCCUCAGUCCAACCCGUACGCCUUCUUCGACGAGCACACAAUCUAGUCCUCGAUCGCCAAGUAUCGUGUUCCCGAUCUCGCCGAACCCGUCCAUCUCACGAGCGCAGGAAUUCAAAAAGGCGCUCGAGACGCCCGCAUGUCAAACCGCCUUUGCGCGAAUUCACACCACCUGUGGCUCCACCGCCGAGGCUUCGAUACGCGAACUCAUCACGACUUGCGAGAGGAGCCACAUGUCCGACGAAAGUUUGUUGGAGGAAGUUGGACGGCGCAUCGGGUUGGUCGACCAUGAACACGCGCAGGCCGUUGGGGGCAGAGUGGCGGAGGAGGCGGAUCAAGUGUUGGCUGAAGAGGGGUAUGAGGACAAGUGGGAGGUCUUCGAGGCGUUGUGCAGGAGUUUGGGCAUGGGGAACGUCGAGUUGGGGUUGGCGAGGAGGAGGUGUGGUCCAGCAGUCGAUACUUGUCGCCAAGAGUAG
This is a messenger RNA of Pseudozyma hubeiensis SY62, 3300 nucleotides long. RefSeq lists its product as hypothetical. The transcript has a single exon. The record is from RefSeq and is a predicted model, not a curated record. Lineage: Eukaryota; Fungi; Basidiomycota; Ustilaginomycetes; Ustilaginales; Ustilaginaceae. The coding region runs from base 1 to 3300 and encodes 1099 amino acids.